This is a messenger RNA of Drosophila bipectinata, 2432 nucleotides long. It is a transcript of the gene gd, whose product is annotated as gastrulation-defective. Gene Ontology annotation, biological process: proteolysis. Lineage: Eukaryota; Metazoa; Arthropoda; Insecta; Diptera; Drosophilidae. Gene Ontology annotation, molecular function: serine-type endopeptidase activity. The record is from RefSeq and is a predicted model, not a curated record.
AUUGCAAUAUGAUCAAAUUUCUGUUCUUGGAAGUUUAUCCACAAUGCUUCUUUCAGUGUUUUUCUCGCUACAGCAGUAGUUGCUCUGUAUUUAAUCAAUAAUUUUAAUUAUAUUUAUUAAUUUAAAAACUUUAUUCUGACAAUUACAUAAUUCGAAAGAGACUUAAAAUUAAAAUAUAUUUUUUUAUUUUCGUACAAGGUAUCAAGGCUAGAAAAACUUGUAUGACAUAUAAAAAAAAUAAAAAUCUCUAAGGUUGGAAACAUUUUAUAGUUGAAUACUUACGGUAAGCAAAUCCCUCCCUAAAUUGUCGAGCUUUUGUUUUCUGGCAACCUUGCUAUGAUGGCAUGUCGUUUGUGAGUCGCAGAUUUUUUAAAUAUUUGUGAAUAAUUUUAUCGACGCUCCCACCCCCAAUCCAAAAGCAAUCCAUUUUAAUCCUGUUGCCGUAUCUAGUAAGGUACAUUUGCGCUUUUAAAGGUGUGUAAAUGAAAAAACGUAAAAUGCAACUUAAACUGGCGGCGCUUCUGAUCAUUUGCCUUGGGAGAUCUUUCCAUGUUUUUGCUCAAGGCAUGCCUAUUUCUCCUUGCCCCAAGAUCUUCCAGUACCGCUUUGACGGAAGUGAGUGGUUCGGUCUGAUGGCCAUCCACAGCCAAGAAUCUCAUCAUCCGCUUCACCUUCGUGUCACUCUUUCAAUGCGAGGCAAGCUCACCACGAACUACCUUGGCGAGAUCGUACUGCUCACACGAGGGCAAUUAACCAGCAACGCGCCAGUGCUCUACAAGAUCCGUUUUCCGAAGCACCACUUUCCUCCCAAGGUGCUUCUUAUUUCGGCCAACAACCAGGUCAUUUGUUUUGGGACAGGAGAGCAAAGUAUUUUUAUGACCCAAAUACAACUAGAGCACAUUAGAAAACUAACUUUUAUUUCCGAUAAAAAGAGUUCUUUGUUAAACACUGAAGAGCUUCAAAAGAUGGUUGCCGAGGAGACGUUUGCAAACCAAGAUCACGGUUUGAAGCGUCCACAUCCACAAUCGUCGCAGACCCAGUUGAAGAAAAAGCUCUUUGCUCACCUACCAAAAGACAUGUGCGGACGAUUGAACCGAGGCCAUGAUACUCGGCUGCAGAAGUACCUAGAUGGGCCGCUUGAUUUAAAGAAUGUUCAGGAAAGAACCAAAAGCUCUGAUACCAUCACAUCACCAGUAUUCGUAGACGGUGAUGAUAGCUUCGCGCACAUAUGGGAUGACAGUAUGGAAUUGAGUGAAGUAGAAGGCGAUAUGGGGGCUGGGAGCCUCCCAUCUAUUGUACGCGGUUCCUGGCCCUGGUUAGCCGCCAUAUAUGUUAACAACCUGACUUCUCUUGACUUCCAAUGCGGUGGGACACUCGUAUCCGGUCGUGCUGUCGUCAGCUCCGCGCACUGCUUUGAGAUGUUCAACAGUCGUUUCACAGCCAAUGAAGUGCUCGUUUUUCUCGGCAGACAUAAUCUUAAAAAUUGGAACGAGGAAGGCUCUCUCGCGGCACCUGUUAAUGAAAUAUACAUCCAUCCUGAUUAUAAUAACCAGCUUAGUAGCUACGACGCAGACAUCGCCGUGAUUAUGCUUAAGGAUGCUGUACGAUUCAACACGUUUAUUCGCCCUGCCUGUCUUUGGUCUGGGUCUAGCAAAUCGGAAUACGUCGUGGGCGAGCAUGGCAUAGUUAUUGGCUGGAGCUUUGAUAAAUUAAAUACAACAGCCUUUCAAACAGUGACGGCUCCUGGUAAAAAGGUGAUCGAUACCAGCAUUCCUAAAAUGGUAAAAGCACCUAUUGUUAGUAAUGCGGAAUGCUUCCGUGCCAACGCGCCUUUUCGCAGUCUGUCUUCGAACCGUACCUUCUGCGCCACCGUUAAUUUUGAGCCCCACCAUGGGGACGUCGAUUUUUACACUGGUAUAUCGGGUGCUGGACUUUUGAUCUAUAAAAACAACCGCUGGAUGUUGCGAGGAACGGUGUCGGCGGCACUUCCUGCAAAAAAAUCGCGAGGCUCUGAAAUUACUCACAGGCACUGUUGCGGGAAGCAGCUUAUGAUUUAUGCCGACGUGGCCAAGUUUAUUGACUGGAUUACAGCUUUUAUCAUUUAGCAGCCCUGCUACAAAGACAUUGAAAACGCUGUGAUAUUUAUCGCAUGGGCGUAGAGAUGGAAGGUAAAGAGCCUCCGGUAAAGGUAAAAAAACCUAAACAGAAUAAUUUUAAUAAUGGAAAUAGAAAAAUAUACUAUAGUUUAAUCUAUGUAAAUAAAUACAUAGAGUGUUUUUUUUUGUACAUAUUUUUUGUAUGAAUUAUUAAAAAUGUGGGAUAAGCUCAUUAAACCUUUCAUGUUAAAAUUAGGGUGUAAGGUAAUGUAAUGUGGUGCUGGAAUGUAAGUAGCUGCCAAAUAACCAGGGACUGAAAAUAUAAUAAUGAAUUUA